Molecule: messenger RNA, 1536 nt
Organism: Capsella rubella
Lineage: Eukaryota; Viridiplantae; Streptophyta; Magnoliopsida; Brassicales; Brassicaceae
Product: peroxisome biogenesis factor 10
Exons: 11
Coding region: 24-1190 (388 amino acids)
Biological process (GO): protein import into peroxisome matrix
Cellular component (GO): peroxisomal membrane
Molecular function (GO): zinc ion binding
Source: RefSeq, a predicted model, not a curated record
CCAUCGAACCACGAAAAGAAACGAUGAUGCUUAAUGGGGAUUCGGGUCCGGGUCAGGAUGAACCCGGUUCAAGCGGGUUUCACGGCGGAAUCCGGCAAUUCCCGUUAGCAGCUCAGCCGGAGGUUAUGAGAGCUGCUGAGAAAGACGAUCAAUACGCUUCUUUCAUCCACGAAGCUUGCCGCGAUGCCUUCCGUCACCUCUUCGGUACAAGAAUCGCUCUAGCUUACCAGAAAGAGAUGAAGCUUCUUGGGCAGAUGCUUUACUAUGUUCUAACCACAGGCUCAGGGCAGCAAACUUUAGGAGAGGAGUACUGUGACAUUAUACAGGUUUCAGGACCUUAUGGACUGUCGCCUACACCAGCUAGGCGUGCUUUGUUCAUUUUGUACCAGACUGCAGUUCCUUAUAUUGUAGAGAGAAUAAGUACUCGAGCUGCGACGCAAGCAGUUACCUUUGAUGAGUCUGAUGAGUUUUUUGGUGGUAGUUCCCGGGAGAGUGGUAGUCAUGACCAGUCAUUGUCAAUGAUAGAUCUUUCAUCUUCUUCUCAACUUGAAACUUCGGCUUCUGUAGUAUCUAGGUUAAAAGAUAGAGUUAAGAGAUUUUGGCACCGAGCUAUUCAGAGAUGGCCUGUGGUUCUCCCUGUUGCUCGCGAAGUCUUACAACUGGUUCUGCGUGCCAAUUUGAUGCUGUUCUACUUUGAAGGUUUGUAUUACCAUAUAUCGAAACGUGCAUCCGGGAUUCGUUAUGUUUUCAUUGGAAAGCAACUGAAUCAGAGACCUAGAUACCAAAUUCUUGGGGUUUUCCUUCUAGUACAAUUGUGUAUCCUUGCUGCUGAGGGAUUGCGUCGGAGUAAUUUAUCAUCUAUCGCAAGCUCAGUUCAGCAGGCAUCUAUAGGAUCUUAUCAAACUUCAGGAGGAAGAGGGUUACCUGUUUUAAACGAAGACGGAAAUUUGAUAACUUCAGAAGCUGAAAAGGGAAACUGGUCCACCUCUGAUUCAGCUUCAACUACGGAGGCAGUAGGGAAAUGCACUUUAUGCUUAAGCAACCGUCAGCACCCAACUGCCACUCCUUGUGGUCAUGUGUUUUGUUGGAGCUGCAUUAUGGAGUGGUGCAAUGAGAAGCAAGAAUGUCCACUUUGUCGAACGCCCAAUUCCCAUUCAAGUUUGGUAUGUUUGUAUGAUUCUGAUUUUUAAGCACAACGGAUCAACAAUGAUAGCACACUGCAGAAGACGAAGCUCAAGGAGUUUCCAUUUCUCCUUAGCCCACACAAGCUUGUAAGGUGACAACUUUGGGCAUUGCAUCUGGUACAGGAAUGGACUCUGUUUUGGCUUCAGACUUGGAAACUCAGAUCGUCAAGUUAUGGGAAGACAUAGAAUAAAUGUAUUUCAAAAACUUCAUUUAUUUAUGAUAUUUAGUGCAGAAGCCAUAGAGGUUUGGAUAUGUUAGGUGGAUUUUAGCAUUCUAUAUUACUCUUUACUCUUUAGUCUCUUUUAUCUUUCAUAAUAAUCUCAAUUGGAGAUCUAUUACAAGAUUCUCAUA